Musa acuminata subsp. malaccensis (wild Malaysian banana) is the source of this 4073-nucleotide messenger RNA. The record is from RefSeq and is a predicted model, not a curated record. NCBI's taxonomy places the organism in Eukaryota, Viridiplantae, Streptophyta, Magnoliopsida, Zingiberales, Musaceae.
UUCAUCAUUCUAAAGAAAAUACUGUGAACCGCGGGACACAAAUGGCCACGACGAUGACCCAACGCUACCGUUUGUCAAAUUGUCGCUGUGAGUUUUAUCUCCUUAUCUGUGUGCGUUAAUGUGGUCUGCCUAUAGGAUAAAAAGAAGAGGGAGGAAGGGACCUUCCAUCUGCCGUAACAGCGAGAUCCCAUCCUUCUCUACCCCGUAUUGGACACUGACCACAAUACACGCAGGGCUCGGCAUAACAACAAACACUUGGUGGUCCUCCCCCUGUUCUUGUAGUUUCUUGUGCGUUCUCGGCGCCGCUGCCGGGGCUGGAGGAAGAGGACAAAGUAGAAGGGCGCGUUCACGUGGGCGAACAUGGAUCGUCUCCUCUUCUCGCUGGGUGCUUCUCAUCAACGUCAUAUAUACGGACAACUUGAAACAGGUAUACUUCGUGCCUGCUAUACUUCGUACUCGCUGUUUAUUGGCAGUGUAGGAUGAGGUGCAAAUUACUCAUCGUGCGUGGGCCCCGCUUUUCCUGCUCGGUUCUCCCAAUCCCCAACACCCACGUCACCUGCCUCCAUGAGCCAGGCAUUUAAGAACUCCAGCCUGCCACCUUCCCCGUCUCAUCCCGACUCCCGAUACGGCAGGCGUACUUUCCGCCGCGGGUGCAAGAAGCACUGCUCCCUGCCUCGCCCUUCGACCGCCCCCGAACGGAACGCCCCGUCGGUCGAUCACGCGAAUAUUGAGAUGCUUGUUUCCCUACCUUCGCGUGCCCUGCGAGACAUCCUACAAUCUCCACGCUGAGCCCCCAUUUAAUCGAUGCAGCUUCGGUUCCAUCAAUCAUAAAGCACGGCGUGGCCAUCCUCACCGUUGGAUUGCUUAUUAUCCUAUUUUUUCAUUUUUCUUGCUGUUCUGAUUCGUUUGUCCAUAAAAAUUCCGCUUUUUAUUUUUGAAUUAUUAUUCUUUGGAUGUGAUAUCGAAUUUACGGUUAAAUAAUUUCGGUAGGAUUAUUUGGAUUUUUUUGAAGGAAUAUGUUCAUUAUUUUUUGAAUAUUGGGGAAGAGGAUAAAUAGAAUGAAGGAGCUGGAGGAAGAGAGGCCUACGUCGAAGCCGAUGCUGAAGAAGCCACCGGGGUACCUCGACCCCGCGGCGCCGUACCCGGCAGCGCCGAGGCCGCCGCCCAGGCGGCAGCCGCUGCCCCCGGCCUUCCGCCAGCCCGGGAAGCCACUAACCCAGCAGCGCCAUCGCCGACCGCGGCGCUCCUGCUGUUGCCGCGUCUGCUGCUGGGCCUCCGCUGUGGCCCUCGUCUUGGGUACCUUACUUGCCGUCGCCAUGGGGCUCGCCUACCUCUGGUUCCAGCCGCGGCUCCCCUCCUUCCGCCUCGAGUCCCUCAACGCCACCGCGCUCCGCGUCGUCGCCAGCCCCGACGGGACCUUCCUCGACGCGGCUAUCAAGGUCGGGAUCCUGGCGACUAACCCCAACGGGAGAAUCGUGCUGGAGUACGGCGACGGGGACGCCCGGGUGGUGGUGGCGGACGACGACGGUGACGUGGGGGUGGGGGCGGUGGCGAUCACGGGGUUCGAGCAGGGGAGGAGGAACCGGACGGUGGUUCGGUUUGCGGCGGCGGCGAAGGGGGUAGCUGUGGAUGAGGUGGCUGGGGCGAGGAUCCGAGCCGGGUUCAGGAGUAAGGAGGUGCGUUUCGGAGUGGAGUUGAGGACGAAGGUGGGGCUCCAGGUGGGCGGUAAGAGCACCGGGAAGGUGUUGAUCCGGGUGGGGUGCAGCCCGGUGAGUUUAAAGCAGGGGGUGAGCGGUGGGACGCUGCCCAAAUGCCUCUUCUACUUGUUUAGUUGGUUGUCACCUCGUUCCAAUUACUUGAAGUUGUGUUGAUCUGAUCUGGAUCGGAAACUGAUUUGUUUAGUGUCCCUUGGUUUGAGAAUGGCCCAAGAGGCUUCUGUUGUGAAAUUUAUUGAUGGUUCAUUCUUCUAUUGUAUUGGUAACACAGUCUUGAAAAUUCCUUGGCAUGUCCUUACUCUUUACACCAUUCUGAAUCACGUAUGAGGAAUUAUCAAACAUUGGGUGCCUACGAUCUCUACUUGAGCCUGACUUGAUCAUGUUUCAGGGUGGGUAGUGUUUGUUCUGUUAGUGUUCCUCCUCUUCCCUUAUCCCUGAGAAGGGUGAUACUUGGACUUGAUCUGAUAGCAUAGCUGCUGUAUCUCCUCGUUGAAUGGUAGAUUCAAUGUGCAAUUUUCUCAAGAUAUAAGGUCAAUUAAGAUGGAAGAUGUCUUGUAGUAAUUGCCACUUCAAAGAUUAUUUAAACAAGUCCUUUAUGGUAUCUGGUGUUAUGCCAUGUGAGAUGUUUUUGAAACCCUUUUUCUGCUGAUUUUGGAUACAUAUAGGAGAUCUUUUUCCGGGUCCAUUUUGGAAUGUACUAGUCAAGUACACAAUGUAUUAUUAUCACAUGUUAAAGCUGCAAGUACUGCACUACCUUUUUCAUAUUGGAUUUGCUUCAAGACAAGCUUAUUAAGACAACUAUAGAAGUGAAAUGAUUCUAUCAACUUUUCCAAUCAAUUGGAUAAAUGAAGGUAUAGACCAAGAUAAUGGAAUAUUUCAUCUUUUAGCUUGAAUAGAUUAUAUGUUUACAAGCAAAGGGGCCAAAAUCUAUAUUUUGCUUCAUCAUUAGCAACAUUACAUUUGAAAGUAUAUCGCAAGGUCCUGGGCUCGAAUCCCACUUUCGUCACUUACCCCUUGUAAAAAAAAAACAUUACGUUUGAAAAGUUUAUUCCAACAAAUAAUUGCAUUAUUUGGUAAAUGAUUCUUUGUUGGUUAAAGAUAGAAAUUGUCAUCAUCUAGCUAGCAGACAGGGUGAUGAAGAUAAGAUUCUUCCUACCGCAAGGAGAGUCCAUAUGUUGUUCAGCUUUGUAUUGGUCAUGGAAUGCAUGCAUAAGGAUGGUUUUGAAGCCUUAGUUGGUUUAAGUAUGCAUGUAUUGUUGGCAUAUGUUACUUUCUGAGGCUUCACUUGUUGCAGCCGUGGAACCCAUGAACGGACAGACAUCGAUAGGCCACCUCGAGUUAAUCUUAACAAGGGAUUCUCGUAAUGGUGAAUUUUGAUUAUGUGGUUUGAUUAAGAUGUUUCACUAGCUUUUUUCAGCUUCUCAUUUCUCCCAGUAUUUUAUACUAAUUCUUCAGUUUAUAUUGUGUAUUAGAUAACCUAUGAAUUAUAUGAAGUUUAUGCUUAUGUACUUUCAAUGGACAAUCAACUUACUCUAGGAACACAUGACAAGAGCAGAGCAUAAAGUUUCAUAUAGGGAGUCCACAUAUUAACCUAAGGACAAUAUUUUUGCCAUUAAGCAAACUUCUUAGAGUGACAUAUAUGCACAAGGAAAGAAAUAAUCUGAUUAUUAUUAAAUUAAGAUUGCUACAAUAUACCCAUAAAAAAUAUGUUUAUAUGCACAAAAGUAGCUUUGAGAUUUAAUGUGUUGGUACUAGGUGUCGAAAAGAAAAUUGACUGGCUGUUCAGAUUGAAACAAGUGAAGUAAUGAUGGAUAAAACUUGAUCUUUUGGCACUUUGAGCCAGAUUUAAUUAAACAUCUAGAAAGUCAGGUAGAAAUCAAUGUGAUGGCUACAUAAGUUUUUCAAAGUUUUCUAACUUCUAAGAGUUUCCUUAUCAAGUUAUUAUGUGUGCCUAAUAUUUAAGUAGGCAAUUUAUAGAAGAUGUGUGAGGUCAUAUUAUCAUCUUCUAAAACUUUAACUAAACGUUUAUGAUUAGAAAUGAAUAAACAACCUGUACAAAAUGUGUUAAAUAAUUUGUGCAUGAUCACUAAAUGUAAAAUUUCAAUUAGACUAAGUGCAUUCUUACUGUCUUGCUUAAGAAUGACAUAUUUUUCAUAUGGAAUAGUUAUCGAUGAUAGCAUGACAUAUUUUUCAUACAGAACAGUGAUUGAUGAUAGCAUAUCUUGUUGUGGGUUCCUUUUCCUUUGUUUAUCAGUCUAAUAUUUCUGAUCAUCUAUAUCAUCUGAUGUGUUUCUUGUACAUGAUCAAAAUUGACUCUAUGAGCUUACUCUCUACUUUGUGAUGUGAUUUGUUCUUCUA